Molecule: messenger RNA, 5206 nt
Organism: Onychomys torridus (southern grasshopper mouse)
Lineage: Eukaryota; Metazoa; Chordata; Mammalia; Rodentia; Cricetidae
Gene: Trim71
Product: tripartite motif containing 71
Exons: 4
Coding region: 1279-3846 (855 amino acids)
Biological process (GO): protein polyubiquitination; proteasome-mediated ubiquitin-dependent protein catabolic process
Molecular function (GO): protein binding; ubiquitin protein ligase activity; zinc ion binding
Source: RefSeq, a predicted model, not a curated record
GUUUGCUCCUUUGGAGAUUAAAAGGAUUCCGAAUUCCGAUCAGUCCCAAUAACCGGCGUUCCGAGAGGCGGCAAAGCAGAGAAAGAAGGGGACACGCGCGCGCACGCUGCCCCCUAUUCAGGGGAGUUGUGCAAAAAUAAAACCCAAAGCAACCCAGGAAACCAGGGCACCGGGAGAGCUAGAGCCCGGUAGGCGCAGCGUAGCCGGGGCCACCCGCGUCCCCGCUCGGCGACUCGUUUGCAGGAGGAUGACGCAGGCGGGAGCCGCGGGCAGCGUUGGCCACGCGGCUCCUGAAGUGGCCGUGCGGGUCCCUCGCCGGCUCCUCUGAUUCCAGCACGCCCGGGAGGGAGGCUCCGUUCCCGAGGCUCCGGGAUUGCAGGGGGGACCCGAGCGAGGGUGAAAUGGCCCGAUGACAAAGGAAAUGUGAUCCACCCCCUUCGCUGCCCAGGUUUCGGAGAGGACGACCGUGAGGAGGAGGGGCGCGCGGCGCGCGCGGAACGCGGAUAGCAUUGCACGACGGCCCCGCGCGGAGCGGGCGGCGGGUACAUCCAAUAUCUUCCCGCCGAUGAAUAAUUCAGGGCGGCCCGCGGGGACCUGCGGCCCCGCGCGGCGGAGCGCCUGAGGCCGGAGAAGGGUCGGAGCGCGCGCGAGAGAGAGCGAGGAGGGCCGAGGACACGCGGGCGCCGGGCCGCGUGGGGCGCGCGUGCGUGUAAGCGCACAGAGACCGCGGCCCGGCCGGGCUGCGCAGAGGCGCGGAGUGCGUGGAGCGCGCGUGCGUACUUGUGGCACGCGUGCUUCCGCGGGCCGGAGGCCCCCGCACGAGGUGCAGCUGCGCGCUCGAGCCGACCGCGCCGCUGGGGAGGCUGCGUCUCGGCCGCCACGCAGGAGCUCCUGCCGCCGCGUCAUGCGGCGGGGCGGCCGGCGUCGCGCGCGGGGACUCGGGCUGCUGCUGCUGCUGCUGCCACUUCGGGGCGUUCUCCCCUCCCUCCAGGAGACUCAAUCCGUUUAGCCCGGGGCAAAGGAAAAAAAAAAAAAAAAGGCAAGCAACACACACAAGACUCGUCGGGACCAAAUCCUUUUUGCGCCUCGGGGACUGGAUUCCACGGCGGACUUUGGGACUUUGGCGGGCGCUCGCUUGGUACGGAGUGGCGGUGCAUGCCCUCCGUGCCGAGGUGGCCCGGGGUUCGCCUCCACCGCGCCCUCGAUGCGCUCUGCUGAGUGAGCCGCGCGCCCCCCUCCUCCUCGCCGCACGCCCUCUUCCCUCCGGCCCGCCUUCAAAUGGCUUCGUUCCCCGAGACCGACUUCCAGAUCUGCCUGCUGUGCAAGGAGAUGUGCGGCUCGCCCGCACCGCUCUCCUCCAGCUCGUCCGCCUCGUCGUCGUCCUCGCAGACGUCCACGUCGUCCGCGGGCGGCGGCGGCCCCGGGGCGGCGGCGCGGCGUCUGCACGUCCUGCCCUGCUUGCACGCCUUCUGCCGGCCGUGCCUCGAGGCGCACCGGCUGCCCGCUCCGGGUGGCGCCGGCCCCACCGAGGCGCUGAAGCUGCGUUGUCCCGUGUGCGACCAGAAAGUGGUCCUGGCCGAGGCGGCGGGCAUGGACGCGCUGCCGUCGUCCGCUUUCCUGCUCAGCAACCUGCUGGACGCCGUGGUGGCGACCGCCGACGAGCCGCCGCCCAAGAACGGGCGCGCGGGCGGAGGCCCUGGGGGAGCGGGCGGCCACAGCAACCACCGGCACCACGCGCACCACCCGCCCCAGCGCGCCGCCGCUCCAGCGCCGCCGCCGCCGCCCGGCCCGGCCGCCUCUCCCGCGGCGCUCCUGCUGCGCCGACAGCACGGCUGCAGCUCGUGCGACGAGGGCAAUGCCGCCUCGUCGCGCUGCCUCGACUGCCAGGAACACCUGUGUGACAACUGUGUGCGCGCGCACCAGCGCGUGCGCCUCACUAAGGACCAUUACAUCGAGCGCGGCCCGCCCGGGCCGGCGGCCGCCUCCGCGGCUCAGCAGCUGGGGCUCGGGCCGCCCUUCGCCGGCGCGCCCUUCUCCAUCCUUUCGAUGUACCCAGAUCGUCUCGGCUUCUGCCAGCACCACGACGAAGAGGUCCUGCAUCUUUACUGCGACACCUGCUCUGUUCCCAUCUGCAGAGAGUGCACACUGGGCCGUCAUGGGGGCCACAGCUUUGCCUACCUCCAGGAUGCCCUCCAGGACUCCCGGGCACUCACCAUCCAACUGCUGGCUGAUGCCCAGCAAGGCCGCCAAGCUAUCCAACUGAGCAUCGAGCAGGCCCAGACUGUGGCAGAACAGGUGGAGGUGAAGGCGAAGGUGGUCCAGUCGGAGGUCAAGGCUGUGACAGCCCGCCAUAAGAAAGCCCUGGAGGAGCGUGAAUGUGAACUGUUGUGGAAGGUGGAGAAGAUAAGGCAGGUGAAGGCUAAAUCUCUGUACCUGCAGGUGGAGAAGCUUCGUCAAAACCUCAACAAGCUAGAUAGCACCGUCAGUGCCGUCCAGCAGGUCCUGGAAGAGGGCCGGGCCCUGGACAUCCUGCUGGCCCGAGACCGGAUGCUGGCCCAAGUGCAAGAGCUCAAGGCCAUCCGGAGCCUCCUGCAGCCGCAGGAAGAUGACCGAGUUAUGUUCACACCCCCUGACCAGGCCUUGUACCUGGCCCUCAAGUCUUUUGGCUUUGUCAGCAGUGGAGCGUUUGCCCCGCUCACAAAGGCCACAGGAGACGGCAUUAAGCGAGCCCUUCAGGGCAAAGUCGCCUCCUUCACUGUGAUGGGCUAUGAUCAUGAUGGCGAGCCUCGCCUCUCGGGAGGCGACCUGAUGUCAGCUGUGGUCCUGGGCCCCGAUGGCAACCUGUUUGGUGCAGAAGUGAGUGAUCAGCAGAAUGGGACUUAUGUGGUGAGCUACCGGCCCCAGCUUGAGGGUGAGCACCUGGUGUCGGUGACACUGUGCAACCAGCAUAUCGAGAACAGCCCCUUCAAGGUAGUGGUCAAAUCAGGCCGCAGCUAUGUGGGCAUCGGGCUCCCCGGGCUGAGCUUCGGCAGCGAGGGUGACAGUGAAGGCAAGCUGUGCCGGCCCUGGGGCGUGAGUGUGGAUAAGGAGGGUUACAUCAUCGUGGCCGACCGCAGCAAUAACCGCAUCCAGGUGUUCAAGCCCUGCGGCUCCUUCCACCAUAAAUUUGGUACCCUAGGUUCCCGGCCUGGGCAGUUUGACCGACCAGCUGGGGUGGCCUGCGAUGCUUCCCGCAGGAUCGUAGUGGCCGACAAAGACAAUCAUCGCAUUCAGAUCUUCACCUUUGAGGGCCAGUUCCUCCUCAAGUUUGGUGAAAAGGGAACCAAGAACGGGCAGUUUAACUACCCUUGGGAUGUAGCAGUGAAUUCUGAGGGCAAGAUCCUGGUUUCAGACACCCGAAACCACCGCAUACAGCUGUUUGGGCCUGAUGGGGUCUUCCUGAAUAAGUAUGGCUUCGAGGGGUCUCUCUGGAAGCACUUUGACUCUCCACGGGGUGUGGCUUUUAACCAUGAGGGUCACCUGGUAGUCACCGAUUUCAACAACCACCGGCUUCUGGUCAUUCACCCUGAUUGCCAAUCAGCACGCUUCUUGGGCUCAGAGGGCAGCAACAAUGGACAGUUUCUCAGACCACAGGGUGUAGCCGUGGACCAAGAAGGGCGAAUCAUUGUGGCCGAUUCCAGAAAUCACCGGGUGCAGAUGUUUGAGGCCAACGGCAGCUUCCUGUGCAAGUUUGGUGCUCAAGGCAGUGGCUUUGGGCAGAUGGACCGCCCCUCAGGUAUUGCGGUCACCCCAGACGGAUUGAUCGUCGUGGUGGACUUUGGCAACAAUCGAAUCCUCAUCUUCUAAUCGAAUCUUCUGGGUUUCUGUGUUUAGGGUGUGCAUGUGUGCGUCUCUCGUUUUUUUUUGUUUUUGUUUUUUUAAUUUCAAAGAAGAAAUCAUCUCAGGGAUAUUUCUUUUUCUUUUUCUCCCCUUUUUUAUUUUUUAAAAGAGAACAAAAGUACAACAUUGCAUAAUUCCUACCUCAGCUUUUUUUUUUUUCCCCCAGAUGAAUGUAAUUCUCUUUGUGCAGGGAUUGAGCCUGUGAAGUGAUAAUUUCUAUCUACCUCAAGUCUUUCAUACCUUCUCCAGCAGCCCUCUUUGCCCCUCCACGGAGCUCACAUUCCCUUUUCUCUUGAGGGUAUGGAAUGCACAGGCCAGCGCUCCUGCAACCUCGAGGGCACCGGAAGCAUAUGGUGGGGUGCAUUUUGUGGAUUGAGCCAAGGAAACCCAAAAAUAACUACUAAGUAAAAAAACGUAUAAGAUGUUGGAAAGAUAGGAUUUAAAAUUCAUACUUCUAGUGUAUGUGUGUUCUUGAAUACUGUGUGUGGGGUUAGGUUGUUUGGUUUGAUCUUUUGGGGAAGAUUUUCUUUUUCUUUUUUCAGUGCUGCAGCAGAGCUUUCCUCUGUUCUUGGGUUACCUCAGAGUCUAACAUCUUCAUCCUAGGAGGGCUGUGGCUUGCUAGCCAAGAAAGCAGACCAUUCAUAUUUUAGGUGUCUGGUCUUUGUUUCUGCUUAGGAAGGGUGUGUGUGUGUGUGUGUGUGUGUGUGUGUGUGUGUGUGUGUGUGUGUGUGUGUGUGUGUGUGUUUCAAAGCCAUCUUCGCCUGGGGGAAAAGCUGGACUUGACACAUGGCAUCCCAGGGAACCUUUUCCCAGUUUGCUCUCUAAGAAAUAGAUUUAGCUCAGGACUCUCGGUUGAAAGUGUUCUCAAGUUAAGUUUCCGUGUUUUGUUGUUUAUAAAGACUUAGAUAUAAGCAAAUAAGUUAACCUUGUUCUCAGAGGGGCUUUUCAGAUGUGGGCCGGGGUGCCACAGAAGAGGGGGGUGUUGGAGAAGUGAGGCACCCCACAUCAGGGAUUGUCAGAAGGUGGAAUCCCGUCCCAAGAGUGAACGUCUACAAGAGUGUAUAGUAGGCAAAGGGAUAAACUUUUAUUUGAAAAAGCACAAUUUUUUUCCUGCUUUGGAAGUUCAGGGACUAUAGAAGAAUGUUUGAAUGACAGGUAGGAGUACCCCAUCCCCACCCCCUUGGCUCAGGUCUCUUUCUCAGGAUCCUACCUGAGUGGAGUUAGACCUCAAGGUUAACUGAACCCCACUCCCUCCCCCAAAGGCCUUUGAAUGUAAAGCAUUUGUAGACCAAAUCCCCCCUGACCCGAAGUGCAGGACACAAUAUAU